ACCAAAUCUCGAGGUAUGGCCGGCUUAAAGUGAAUUAAUGAUGGCUGCAAGAAGAGCUGUCAUUUGCAUGCAAAUCUACCAAGAUGCAGCUCUGAUAAUCGAGUCACAGCAGUACAGGAGAGACUGCUUACAACUACUAGCUAAGAAAUUCCCUCUAAUUCCGCAAGAGACAUUAUUGAGUAUCUACUCACAACGAUACCAGCAACAUACCAAACAAGUGCAUCACGCUCACCGGCAGGCAAUGAAGGAAUACUAUGAUCAGUAUCAGAGCAGGAAUGCGUGCCAAGAGAGCUCAGAAUCAUUGCUAUUGGAAAUGGCAAAUGAGAUUCUGUUCUCACCGGCAUUAUUUGCACGGAUGAUUCUGGAGGAACACAUUCGGAGGAACAAUUUGAUCCCAGUCGAAACAGCUGCUAGCAGUAUAGUGAGCCAAUGGGUGAAGUCUCCACACUUGAUACAAGACACUGCCCUACAACAUCAAGUUAGACAAUGCAUUCUGACUGACACCAAUUAUGGACCUCUUGGGGAAAACCUGAAACACUCUGUUGGACAUCAGUACGAAUUCUUACUGCUGGAGAAAAUUAAGGAGCUGAGAAUUCCCUACCUAGACGAGAGGGACUUGAGCUCUAGAGGCUACGACAAGACGCCAGACAUCAAGCUUGAAGUACCUAUUGCAGUGAAUGGUCACAUUGUGAACUGGAUAGAGAGCAAAGCAUCUUUUGGAGACGAGCUCAACCACAACAAGUAUCUGGACGAGCAAUUUUGGAGCUACACUAACAGGUUUGGUUCAGGGCUGGUGAUUUAUUGGUUUGGGUUCGUUCAGGAAUUAGACGUACACGAGAAACAGGGGAUCAUGCUGACGGACCACUUCCCACCAAGAUCAACAAUCACUUUACUAGCAAACUGAAUCAAACUCAUAAUUAUGAACUUAAUUUAUCCUCUUAUUAUUUAAUACCACUCUCAAUCAAUUAAAAUGACAGAUUAUUCACAA
Messenger RNA from Halichondria panicea, 988 nucleotides. Its product is annotated as CDAN1-interacting nuclease 1-like. NCBI's taxonomy places the organism in Eukaryota, Metazoa, Porifera, Demospongiae, Suberitida, Halichondriidae. The transcript is spliced from 10 exons. Bases 38 to 904 code for a protein of 288 amino acids. The record is from RefSeq and is a predicted model, not a curated record.